GUACCUCGAACCGGAACGUUCAAGAUGGGCGCAACGAGCAUACCUGGUCCAUCCUCCUCGCAAUGGCUCUUCCCAAUCUCUGCACUUCAAGUAACACCGUCAAGAACUACAUCAGAGAUACCUCUUGAAAAAGAACUCUACGAUAGAGCAAGAGGCGUCGAAUUUUUGUUCCGCCUAGGCGUUUCUUUGGGGUUACCAUCAUCUGCCAUGUAUACGGCAGCGACUUGGUUUCAUAGAUUCUACAUGCGCUAUUCUAUGGAGGACUAUCAUCGCCAGUCAAGGAUGUCGCUGGGGCAUGUAUAUUCCUUGCCACCAAGACGGAAGAAUGUGGAAGAAAACUUCGUGAUGUUGCGAAAAUCAUGUGUGCUAAGAUAGCUAAGGUCGAUCCUAAAGAAGUAGCAGACGACAGUAGGGAAGUCGAGGAAGCCCAGCAUGCAAUACUUCUCGCAGAGGAAGUACUCCUUGAGGCAUUGUGUUUUGACUUCAUAGUUGACAGUCCCCAGGUUGAGCUUGUAGACCUGUUCGAGGCUCGAGAAGAGUCCUUCGAAGUCGAGGAGUAUGCUUGGUCCAUUGCCAAUGACUCAUACAGAACUCCGCUUUGUGUCCUUUAUCCGCCCCGUAUCAUAGCGGCCGCGUGUUAUGUGCUUGCGCAGCAUAUCGUGGAAGGCCCGGAAUCCUCAACACCACUGUCUGCUCGAAUUUCCUCCCCCGCACCGUCGGCGUCCCUUCCUACCCCGCCUUCUCAGAGCGCGAUGCCAUCAGAAAGCUCUCGCUUCGCCGUGGAGUUCUUCCGCUUCAACGAAAUCGAGAUGGCGUCUGUAGGAGAUGUGCUUGCCAUCUUACUCGAGUUCUUUGCCGCUCAGGAUGUUCAAGGUCCUGCCGAAUAUCUUGCACCAAUCGCUGAGAUCCAACCGCCCACCACGUCGCCAAGAGAGAAGUUAUAUCAACCAUUUGCCCAUGUUGCCCAAGUCAGCGGUGUCAGGGCCAAUGGCUCGGACACGGUACGCAAGGACGAAAAGCCCCCACCACCGGUUCCCGAGACAAAGACAUCAACCCAACCAUCAGGACGUGGUUGGAAGCCCAUCACAAGUGAAAAAACGAACAGCGGCCGACCACCUGAUAGAUUAUCAGAACGGCUAGAUUUAAGUUAAUGCUUACCGUUCAAACGUUCAUGGCUUGCCUUUCUUUCUUCUCGUCAACUCUGUACGAUGCUGUAUAUUAUUAUCACCAAUGUUGUCACCAGACUAUCUUGC
Somion occarium is the source of this 1253-nucleotide messenger RNA. NCBI's taxonomy places the organism in Eukaryota, Fungi, Basidiomycota, Agaricomycetes, Polyporales, Cerrenaceae. The record is from the annotation of a GenBank genome assembly.